Messenger RNA from Dromaius novaehollandiae (emu), 5344 nucleotides. RefSeq names its product thimet oligopeptidase 1 (gene THOP1). The coding region runs from base 242 to 2386 and encodes 714 amino acids. Gene Ontology annotation, biological process: peptide metabolic process; proteolysis. The transcript is spliced from 13 exons. Gene Ontology annotation, cellular component: mitochondrial intermembrane space. The record is from RefSeq and is a predicted model, not a curated record. Gene Ontology annotation, molecular function: metalloendopeptidase activity. Lineage: Eukaryota; Metazoa; Chordata; Aves; Casuariiformes; Dromaiidae.
CGGCAGGGGGCGCGCCUGGCCGGCAGGGCCCCGGGCCCUCCCCGCGCUGCGCCCGCUCGCGGCGGGGCUGCUCUCCCGGCCGCUGCCUGCCGCCGCCGCCGCCCCGCCGGGACCCGGCCCCGGUCCGGAAGGGUGGCUUGUCCCCCUCCCUCGCCUCGAUGGGGUGAAGGGAAGGGGAGAGCGGCCGAGUCCGCCACUCUCCCAGAAUCCCUCGGCGCGGCCGCUCUGUCUCCCCGUCUCUAUGGUUGGGGCACAUGCUCCGUGCGUGGGGCCGGCGCGGUCUCCUCCCGCCUCGUCAGCAGGAGCGGGGCCUCCCGGCGGCCCCGGCAUGGCUCCCCCGACAGGUAACGUCGUGGACAGCCAGUCCCCCAGGCUAUUAGCAAAUCAGCUAAGAUGGGACCUGACUGCCGAGCAGAUAGAAAACAUGGCUGUGGAGCUCACAGAGAGGACGAAGCUGGUGUAUGACCGGGUGGGCUCCCAGGAGCAGGGAGAGGUGUCCUACGAAAAUACUCUCAAGGCGCUGGCUGAUGUGGAAGUGGAAUAUACGGUCCGUCGGAACAUGCUGGACUUCCCCCAGCACGUCUCUCCUUGCAAAGACAUCCGUGCAGCAAGCACCGAGGCUGACAAGAAGCUCUCGGAGUUCGAUGUGGAGAUGAGCAUGAGGCAGGAUGUGUACCAGCGGAUUGUCUGGCUCCAGGAGAAAUCAGAGAGUACUUCACUGAAGCCUGAAGCAAAGAGAUAUCUAGAGAGGCUGAUCAAACUGGGUAAAAGAAAUGGUCUUCAUCUCCCUGAGGAAACACAGGAGAAAAUCAAAGCUAUUAAGAAAAAGCUGAGCGUCCUUUGCAUAGACUUCAACAAGAACCUCAAUGAAGACACCACCUACUUGCCCUUCUCAAAGGAAGAACUAGGGGGGCUCCCUGAGGACUUCCUGAACUCCCUGGAAAAGACAGAGGACGGCAAGCUGAAAGUCACCUUGAAAUACCCGCAUUAUUUCCCUCUCUUGAAGAAGUGCUAUGUGCCUGAGACAAGGAGGAAGGUGGAGGAAAUGUUCAAUUCCAGGUGCAAAGAGGAGAAUUGCUUGAUCCUCAAGGAGCUGGUGGACUUGCGAGCACAGAAAGCUAGUCUCCUGGGCUUCAACACGCACGCUGAUUUUGUGCUGGAGAUGAACAUGGCUAAAAGUAGCAAAAUGGUGGCUUCUUUCUUGGAUGAGCUGGCCCAGAAGCUGAAACCCCUCGGGGAGAAGGAACGGGCUGUGAUCCUGGACCUGAAAAAGAAAGAGUGUGAGAAGCGAGGCCUAGAGUUUGACAACCGUAUCAAUGCCUGGGACAUGCGCUACUACAUGAAUCAGGUGGAGGAGACCAAGUACAGCGUGGAUCAGAACCUGCUGAAGGAGUACUUCCCCAUGCAGGUGGUCACCACGGGCCUGCUGGCUAUAUACCAGGAGCUGCUGGGGCUCACCUUCCAUCUGGAGGAGAAGGCUCAGGUCUGGCAUGAGGACGUCCAGCUUUACACGGUGAAGGACACCUCCUCUGGGGAGACCAUCGGCAAAUUCUACUUGGACCUGUACCCGCGGGAAGGGAAGUACGGGCAUGCGGCCUGCUUUGGCCUGCAGCCAGGCUGCCUGUUGCCAGACUCCAGCCGGCAAAUCUCGGUGGCUGCCAUGGUGGCCAACUUCACCAAGCCCACGCCGGAUGCGCCUUCCCUGCUGCAGCACGACGAGGUGGAGACGUACUUCCAUGAAUUUGGGCAUGUCAUGCACCAGCUGUGCUCGCAGGCAGAGUUUGCCAUGUUCAGCGGGACACACGUGGAGCGGGACUUUGUUGAGGCACCAUCCCAGAUGCUGGAGAACUGGGUGUGGGAGAAGGAGCCGCUGCUGCGCAUGUCCAGGCACUACAAAACUGGAAACCCCAUCCCUGACGAGCUGCUGGAGAAGCUCAUUAAAUCUAGGCAGGCAAACACAGGGCUGUUCAACUUGCGUCAGAUCGUCCUGGCCAAGGUGGACCAGGCGCUGCACACCCAGACGAAAGCCGACCCAGUGGAGGUGUUUGCCCGGCUGUGUGAAGAGGUGCUGGGCGUUCCUGCCACCCCAGGUACAAACAUGCCGGCUACGUUCGGCCACUUGGCUGGAGGCUACGAUGCCCAGUACUACGGCUACCUCUGGAGCGAGGUGUACUCCAUGGAUAUGUUCCACACGCGCUUCAAGCAGGAGGGGAUCAUGAACUGCAAGGUGGGCAUGGAUUACAGGAAUUGCAUCCUGCAUCCUGGCGGCUCCAUGGAUGCUUCCGACAUGUUGAGGAAGUUCCUGGGUCGCGAGCCCAAACAGGACGCCUUCCUGGCCAGCAAAGGACUGAAGGUAGAGAGCAACUCGCUGCCUUCGGCCUGCUGAGAAACUGCUCCCGCCCAUUCGAGUCAAGCCAGCUCCUUUGUCUACGCACCAGUCCUCCCAGGCCAAGCAGUACCUGGUACUUCUGUCGCCAAACGCUUCCUGGGCCAACCCCCACCCGGGCGGUUGUUCCUCCAGGAUCCUUCUCCGAGCUCACCUUGGGCUUCAGGAGCUGGGUUCAGUCCUGGUCCAGGGCUCUGCAGUGACAGCUCCGCAAAGGGAAUUGAAUUGCCUUUGUCACCGUCCCUAGAAGGGGGAUGAGGCUGUCACUAGCCCACACAAAUUAGCUGAACUUUGAACCUGAUGUCUGCACAAGGGUGAGUUUUGGCCUCGUCGUUAGGUGGGGAGGAGGGUGAGAGGAGUUACCAAGCCUGAAUCAUCGUUUUAAAAUCCCUCUUUUUAAGAAAUGAGACUUCCCACAGGGCUCGGCUUGUUUUGUGCCCCAGGGUAGAUUUACUGUUCUGACCGCAAAACAAACGGCCUGAGAAGCUGUAUUCGGAGUCGUGCUCUCCCCACCUUUGGCAGCUGGCAGCUGCGCAAUAAAGGUGGGGAGAUCCCAAAGGUUAAAAACUAUCGCGUUUACCUCUCCUAACCCGAUGUCCUUCCUUUAGCCCUGCAGAUGUUCCUGCCUGGGCAGGGCAGGGCAGGCAGCCUGGGAGGGCGCGUGUCGCCCCGGCAGGGCUGCGGAGGCAGGAGAUGGCUAGGGCAGCUCCGCCCGUGCUCCCCACAACAGCGGGCUCUGAUGACCGUGGCCCGGGCUGCUCGCAGAGGCGUCCCUGGGAGGUUGCCCCUGUGCUGGGUGUCCCUGGCUAAUGAGCUGCUGCCCACGCGAGGUCCUCACGCGUCCCGGGGCUUGGUGGCUUGGGGCUCUGCUAGCCCGGGGAGCCCUGCCGCGUGCUGUCCUGCUCAGUGCGGCUCUGCCCCGUUCUGGGUGCUCCCCUUUCCCCGGGGGUGUCCGGCGGCAGUCUCGGGGUGUCCCUGGAGCUGCUGGGACCCUCUGCCGAGGGCUGUCUAGGGCAGCUGAUGCCCGCAGGGCUCAGGUUGUGGCAGCAGAGGGUGCGUUGCUAUUGCUGUCACCUCUAAGCCAGGGUGGGACCGGGGAGGGCUGUGGAAAAAAGCGGACAGCUUCAAACAACGCAGAUGCCUGGGCUAAAAAUACCGAGCCGGCCUCGUGCCCGGGCAGGGCCCUCGGACGCAGGCUCUCGGCGCGGUGCUGGAGCCGGGGCGGCAGCCAGCCCCGUGUCCAGCCUGGCAGCGGUGCGGCACGGCCCUAAGGAGGCCUCGGAGGUGCCGGCGUGGCGUGCGGCGUGCCUCCCUCCGCUCCCCCGCGCCCCUCCGCUCCAGCGCUGUUCCUCCCGCGCCCUCGCGGCCGUGCCCACGUUCGCGGGGUGGCAGCUCCGCGGGGGCUGCCGGCCCCCGGAGGGGAGCACUGAUCCCAGAGAGCAAAGGCUGAUUUCUGGCUUUGCUCCUUUCUGUAUUUCUGUCCUUGUAACCCCAGGAGGAACCGCUGUGCAGGCUGGCCGAGGGCUUUAAUAGCAAGUGUUUGGGGCAGGUGAAGGAUGGAUGGUUCCUUGCUAGCUGUGGGGAGCUCCGAGACCCCCGUAGGCGCUGGGGACCUGCAGGUAGCCCCACCGCCUCGGGGGAUUGCUCUUGUCCCUGCAAUGGAUGCCGCUGGCGUGAGGGCAGUUCUUGUCUCCUGGUGUUCCUCCUGCCUGGAAGCCGGAGCGAUCCUCCAGCCGGGCCCCCGGGUCUCCCGCUCUUCAGGUGCUCUCAGGUGAUUUCCUUUCUGUUCCCCCCCUCCGCCUGCCUCGGAGUCGCUCUGUGCGACGCGGUUAUUCAGGGCCGUGGAAAUCGUCCCUGCGGGGCUCUUCCGCUUCUCCCGAGCGGGGUUUUGCCGGCGCCGUGAGCGAGCGGAGGGCCGGGGGCCGGGGCAGUGCAAGGCUGAGCUCACUGCACAGCGUCCCGGCGGCUCCCAGGCCUCGGGCCGGGGCUGUGCGUGAGAGCUGGCAGCUCCUCCCCGAGACCUCGCCUGCCGCCCCGCGCGCGCGGAGGCUUCCCUUCCUGGCCCUUCGUUCCCUGGGCUUCUCCUCUCGUCCCUGGCGCUUGCCUUGGAGCUGUGUCACAGCGGCUCUGGCUUCCCUCCCCUCCGAUUCCAGCUGGUUUUGCGGAGCAGCUGCUGCUGAGAGCGGUGGGAGAAAGCUCGCCUGAGUGCAGACAAAGUCAUUGCUGUGACCUCCCCCCCGGUCCCCAAUCCCCCCCGGUGACAUGGGAAGGCCAGCGACAUCCUUCCUUGCCGGUCACCCCCUGUGCUGGCGUGUGGAUGGGUCUGUAAGCAGCAGAGCAGCUCCUUGGUGCUCGUUGGGGCAAUUUUAAGCGUAUUUUCUUCCUCCCCCCUCUGUUUUAGGCAUAGGCGAGUGCCUGUCCGGGUGCCGGUGCACGGUGCUCUUGAAGUGACGCUGUGGGUGUUUGUGUCAUGUUUUACUGAGCUUUCAGGGUUUUCUUUCAGACCUCUCCUCCUCUCGAGGGAGAGAACUGAAGCCGAACGGGGAAACCGCGCGCUUUCCUCCCUUCUUUUCCCAGGCCACAAAUAACUUCGUCCCUCCCUAAAAUCGCUCGUGCUGCCGCUUGUGCUGUGAGAGGUGCUGCCGCAGGCUGCUCCCAGGCAGCGCCCAGCCGGGCUGCGACCUCCGCCGGGCGCCCGGGGCCGGUCCUGCGCCGUCCCGGCUGCGCGAUCCCGGAACCGGUCCUGCGCCGGGCUCCCCGGAGCUGCGCCGCGGCCCCCGGCUCCGGGCCCCCGUCCCAUCCCUGGCUGGGGGCAGAGAGGUCCCUUUUUACUUCUGUUAACCUUCUCUGAGGGCAAACCGGUGUGUGUGCCGUUCGUACUGGUCGCGUCCCCCCCGCUUGUUUCGAUGACUGGAUUUUAGACGGUUCCUAGCACUAAUAAAGGUUUUCCUAAGUGGA